Molecule: messenger RNA, 1130 nt
Organism: Microstroma glucosiphilum
Lineage: Eukaryota; Fungi; Basidiomycota; Exobasidiomycetes; Microstromatales; Microstromataceae
Exons: 2
Coding region: 34-1059 (341 amino acids)
Source: RefSeq, a predicted model, not a curated record
GUCUACUCACCACUGUAGUAUCCAAUCUCGGGGAUGUCAGGCAUCGCAGCUCAAUGGCGGAGACGUCGUCCGGAUGCAGCGGGCAUACUCGGAGUGGCAGCAGCGACGAUCACUCUGGCAGGAGUGAGCUGGUACUGGUACAAUCGGUGGGCCACCUCUACUUCCUCCUCCUCGCGAGCAUCAAGCAGCAGUGGUACGCAACAGCAAAGCGGGUCCGUUUCAGACGUACACGAUAGCAAAUCCUUGGCUCGUCGUCCCUCGCUCUCCAUCUCUUUUCCGCCCCACUUUGAUCUAACUCUACCCUCUCAUCAAGAGCAUCUCCUGCGUCUUUACCGGUCUCUCUCCCCUCUUUACCUCAUCACACUCCUCCACUUCUCCCCACAUGGAGGCUCGGAGCUCGGCAGGCUGACCUCGCUAUUACAAAGCCAGAUAGUAGGAGCGGACACGAGGAGGAUCGUCCCCUACAGCACGACAGCGGGAGCCAGUGCAGUAGCUCGAGCGCUUGGCUGCGAUGCGCAUCUGGAGGUGUACGCUGAAGGGCAUUCACGGUCACUGUCGCCGAUGGCCGGGACCAAGGCGGAUCUUCUGGCCAGGACCCAAGCUCUGGGUCUGAUCAGAAAGAAUGGCAAGUGCAGGCUCGUCGUCGUUGCUCUUCUGCCUGCGCCUGCUCUGCCGGCCGACCAGCCCAAGAUUGAGCACUUACUGGGGACAGAGGCAGGAGACGGCGACGAGAGCGACUUCGAACUCGAUCUGGACAGUCUCGUCAAUUCACUGCUCAACCCGGGCUCGACGUCGGCCAACGGACUCGCAAAUGGGCACAAGGACAGCAACGGGUCCGCCUCGUCGGGCGAAAAGGCGGGCGCGACAUUGAGGAUCAUCGACACACGGACAAGUACAGACCCUACUUCGCCUCGGAGAAUGAGCUUUGGGUCCGAAGACAAGGCAGGGAGGGAGGAGGCAGACGCGGAUGCAAAGAGGCAGAAAGAUCGGGAGAGCUUCGAUAAGGCCGUCGAUGAAGUAGGAUCCAAGAUGAGGGAGCUCAGAAGAGCGUGGAAAUAGAUACCCAACCGGUCCCCGGCUCACCCGCCUGAAAAUGCAUCAUUCUGGCCGAUAAAAGCAGGGCUGCUGUC